UGGUGACAUUUCUUUAAACAAUUAUAAUUGUAUUAUUUUUCAAACUAACCUUAUCAGUUUUACAGAAAAAAGAUGUUUAAAAAGAGCAAAUAGUAUCUUUAUAAUAACCACUUAGUGAAAACGUUAAAAGUUUCAUAUGUUCCUUUCACAAUUUAAGUUCAUUUCUAAUAACCCGUUAUAGUAAUUAUCCGGUAGCCAUAUUUAAGUGAAAAUUAUGGAAACUGGAAAUACUGUAUAAUUAUUCAUUUUAUUAUAAUUUUUAUGAAAAGAAGACGAACUACAGUUACUUUCUGAUUCUACCAUAAAUUAAACAAGAACUCUUGACUGGUGAGUGAACCGUUGAAUUCUGUGCAACUGAAGUUACUUGUAUAUGCUACAUUGUAACUAAAACCGACCAUAUUCAUAAAUUUCUUUACUGAAAACGUACAAUAUAGAGUUCCUAAUGCUGGCAACAAUUUAUUAUAUUCCUGACGCAACGUAUUUAUGGGCAUUGAAACAGUUUGUAACAUGGAGACUGAAUCAGUAAAGUCGGAAAAUAGUUCACGUUCCCGGCGUUCCAGAAGUCAUAGAGAACGUAGCACACAUCGUCAGUAUUCUUACAGAAGUACUAGGAGUAAUAAGUCCACUCGUAAAAACGACUCAAUGGCCCCAUUUCAAACAGCAGUUACUCUCAAUGCCGAUUCCCGUGAAGGUCAAGAGGUUAUUGAAGUGCAAAUAUUACCCCAGGAUGAUAACUGGGGAGAAAACACAACAGCAGUAACUGGAAACACCUCAGAACAAUCACAGUCCACUGAAGAUGUGAGCAAUUGGCCUGGGGAGCCAGAUGCAGGCUUAGGAUUCUAUUGUUUUCAAUACAUGGGGUCAAUUUUUACUUAUGUGCUAUCAGCAGCUGCUUUUCUGAGUCCAGUUGCCAUGGUGAUACUCCCAAAAAUCGGAUUUUUCCCUGCAUUGUCUUCUCCCAUAGGAUUACAGAACGGCGAUAAACUUCUGACAUGUGGAGCAGAGUGUAAGGGACAGUUGAUCUCUUUGGCAUUUAAAUUAGCAAUUUUGGCAGGUGGAGCUUGGGCUGUUUUCCUUCGGAAACCAAAUGCAACGAUGCCGCGAAUAUUUUUGUUUAGAGCUGCAGCUCUGGUCUUUGUCUUGGUAGCCACUUUUGCCUAUUGGCUCUUCUACAUAGUUCAAGUGACAGAAACUGCAAAGGCCGCCACAACCCCUGAAGAAUCAGUAGACUACAAAGCUGUGGUAGCUUAUGCUGUCAGUCUGACUGAUACAUUACUUUUCAUUCAAUACUUGGCUGUAAUUCUGGUCGAAAUUCGACACUUGAAACCAGUUUAUUACAUAAAGAUUGUUCGCAGCCCUGAUGGAGCCAGUAAAUCAUAUGCCAUUGGUCAAUUAAGUAUCCAGAGGACUGCCGUUUGGGUGCUGGAGAAGUAUUACACUGAAUUUCCCAUAUACAAUCCAUACUUGGAGAGAAUACCUGUUUCUAAGUCACGAAAGGCCUCGUCCAGCUUCAAAUUUUACGAAGUUGAUGGUAUAAACAACACCAAUUCGCAGCAGUCCCAGUCCCGAGCUAUGUUGGCUGCUCAUGCCCGAAGAAGGGAUUCGAGUCACAAUGAAAGAUUUUAUGAAGAGCACGAAUAUGAAAGAAGAGUUAAAAAAAGGCGUGCACGUCUUAUAACAGCAGCUGAAGAAGCUUUCACCCACAUCAAGCGACUGCACAACGAUCAGGUUCCUGCAAUUCCGAUGGACCCCCACGAAGCCGCCCAAGCGGUGUUUCCAUCGCUUGCCAGAGCUCUUCAGAAAUACCUGAGAAUUACCAGGCAACAGCCAAGACAUUCUGUUGAAUCAAUUUUGAGUCAUUUAGCAAACUGUUUGAGUCACGAUUUAACACCUUGUGCUUUUUUAGAGCCGUACCUGGUGACUGAACCGGUGCUCCAGAAUGAUAAAGAAGUCAAGGAGGUGCAGACUUGGGCGCUUAUUUGCGAGGAACUUCUAUCGAGACCGAUCGGUGAUAAAACGGAGUUCCAGUUACGACAAAACGACGUUUCCUUGCUCUGUACUAUAAGAAAAUUGCCCCAUUUCAAUAUAACCGAAGAAGUUGUUGACCCAAAAAGCAACAAAUUUGUACUUCGAUUGAAUUCUGAAACAUCCGUAUGACCUCUGGAAUGUGACCGGUUGAUCUGAGGGGUUGGUUGAAGCUAGUGUAGGUAAUGUCUAUAUUUUGUGUAACAUUCUCUUUUUAUUUUUUACCUUUUCAUGUAAAGUAUGUUAUCAUCAAACAAAGACAUAAUAUGGUUUUCCAACAUCCUAUACACAAAUAUUUUAAAAAUGUUAUGUGUAUAGGAUGAAGAGUGAGUGGACGUCGUUUGUUUGUAAAAUGUAAACUUUAAGCCAAUGUACAUAAGAACAUAAUAAUUAGUAUAUUACGAAAUUUUUACUAAUUAUCGAAUACAUUAGAUUAAGAUUUCGUUUUAUAAAAGAACAAAAGAAGAAUAUUUGUAUUCAAUAGAAAACGAAAUGUAAAUCUGUAAAUAAUUAGUAAUCAAUUAGCAGUUUACUACUACGUGGGUCUUAAUUAAAUUUUUAUACUCAUUUAUAUUAUGAUAAAUUGGAAGACUGUUGCUAGUCAAACGUCUUACCAAAAAGGCUUUAAAUAUGAGGCAAAAAACAGUUUCAUUUAUACUGUUUGUGUAAUAUACUCAAAUACUUUUGGAAGGUAUCAAGACGGCUAAGCCACUGCCCUCAACGUGUCUGUAAAUAGAUAGAUGGUUUGAUUAAUGAUGUGUCAGUAUUGAUUGAAGUGUUUUAUAAAAUGAUUUUUUAAGGAAGAAACAAAAUCCUAUUUUUAUAGGAUUUUUAGAUUGUUUUUUUAAUGAUGUAAAGGUAUUUGUACCUUUGAAUCUCAUAACUUGAUCUCCCAAAUUAUUUGUAGUUGGAAAAGAAACGUUAAUAAUAAACAGCGCAACUUAAUGAUAUUAUAUAAAAAGUUUGUGUUGAUUUAUAAAUACUAUAGUUAAGAAAAUACUUUUUUUGAAGUAUUAGUAUUUUAAAAACUGACACCUCUUAUUAG
Agrilus planipennis (emerald ash borer) is the source of this 3070-nucleotide messenger RNA. RefSeq names its product vang-like protein 2-B (gene Vang). The coding region runs from base 484 to 2157 and encodes 557 amino acids. The transcript is spliced from 2 exons. Gene Ontology annotation, biological process: Wnt signaling pathway, planar cell polarity pathway; multicellular organism development; establishment of planar polarity. NCBI's taxonomy places the organism in Eukaryota, Metazoa, Arthropoda, Insecta, Coleoptera, Buprestidae. Gene Ontology annotation, cellular component: plasma membrane. The record is from RefSeq and is a predicted model, not a curated record.